Molecule: messenger RNA, 5382 nt
Organism: Athene cunicularia (burrowing owl)
Lineage: Eukaryota; Metazoa; Chordata; Aves; Strigiformes; Strigidae
Product: UPF0061 protein Pfl01_0444-like
Exons: 19
Coding region: 534-2084 (516 amino acids)
Source: RefSeq, a predicted model, not a curated record
CUGACAGCUGAUUUGAGGUACACAAAGCAGUAUAACUCUCAGGCAUACAAAAUUGCUUGCAGUAAUAAAGAUAAUUUAUAUGGUAACAAAUAAUUUCUUCAGGUGAUGCAAUUACUUGCAAGUAUUAAGCAAUAAACAGUGAUAAAUCUUGGGGCAUCAGGCUAUAACAGGAUUUGUCAUUAGGAGGUAUUGAGAAACGUGCCUAACAGCAAGUCUCCAGAGAACUUAGAAUUUUUAGAAAAUGGUGACUAUGAGGGACUGGGAUUUUAUAAUUAACAUGGAAUCGUAAGAAGGUUGCAAGCAAAAAUCCAUAAAGAUACUAAACCAAACAGUUUUAGUCCAGUGUUUUAAAAUUGCCUUCUGUUACCAUGGAUCAGGGCGCAGAGUAGGUCUGAAGGAAGUACGAAGCACAUCUUUUGAGUACAUAUGUUAUGCUACAGCAAGAACUGCAUCUUCUGACCUUUUCAUUCUCUGAGUUACUCAGAGAAGACUUCAAGCUGGUUUCUUAGGUUACUUGGUGAUCAUCACUGCAUAUGGACUGUAUACCAGUUACUGAGUCUUUUCCAGUUGAUGUGAUCCAGGAAAACUAUGUCCGUAAUGUGAGAAACUGCAUUUUUUCAAUUGUCUAUCCUACACCUUUUAAAUCGAGAGUUCGUCUUGUAGCUGUUUCAGAGGAAGUUCUUGAAAAUAUUUUGGAUCUUGAUAGAUCUGUCAAAGGAACAUCUGAUUUUCUUCAGUUUGUCAGUGGUGGGAAAGUGCUGCUUGGGUCAGUUCCAUUGGCCCAUAGGUAUGGGGGUCAUCAGUUUGGUAGCUGGGCAGGUCAGCUGGGUGAUGGAAGAGCCCACUUGAUGGGAGUAUAUACAAACAGGCACGGUGAGAGGUGGGAACUACAGUUAAAAGGGUCAGGAAAGACCCCAUACUCCAGGAAUGGUGAUGGAAGAGCUGUGCUUCGCUCUUCCCUGAGAGAAUUUUUGUGUAGUGAGGCCAUGCACUAUCUUGGAAUUCCUACAAGCAGAGCUGCUAGCUUAGUUGUAAGUGAUGAUGAUGUGUGGAGAGAUCAGUUUUACAAUGGAAAUAUUAAGAAAGAAAGAGGUGCAAUAGUGCUGCGUCUUGCCAAAUCAUGGUUUCGUAUAGGAUCCUUAGAAAUCUUAGCGCAUUCUGGGGAACUGGACUUACAAAGAAGAUUGCUAGACUUCAUCAUUCAGGAACAUUUUCCAUCAAUAGCCAUGAAUGAUUCAAAUAGAUAUCUGGAAUUUUUCUCUACAGUCGUAUCAGAGACUGCAAAUCUGAUUGCAUUGUGGAUGUCUGUGGGGUUUGCACACGGUGUGUGCAAUACAGAUAACUUCAGUUUAUUAUCCAUAACAAUAGAUUAUGGUCCAUUUGGAUUUAUGGACUCCUAUGACCCAAAUUUUGUUCCAAACACAUCUGAUGAUGAAAAGAGGUAUAAAAUAGGAAACCAGGCAAAUGUUGGACUGUUUAAUCUGAGCAAGCUGUUACAAGCUCUAAAACCUUUACUGGAUCCCAGGCAAAAGCAGCUAGCUUCCCAGAUUUUGGAGGGAUAUGGUGAGCACUAUUACAGCCGUUUCACAGAACUAUUCAAAACAAAAUUGGGUUUUCUUGGGGAGAAUGAGGAUGACAGCUAUUUGAUUGCUUUCCUACUAAAACUUAUGGAAGAUACAAAGGCUGAUUUUACAAUGACAUUUCGACAUCUCAGUGAAAUUACUGAAGAUGAGCUAAAGGAGCUCCAUAUACCUGAGGAGUUCUGGGCUCUACAGGAUCUGGCUAAACACAAGUUAUUUUCAGAAUGGGUUACUAUGUACCUCUUGAGAUUAAAUCGUAACAAGGGUGAUUCAGAUACCAAGAGAAGAACAAGAAUGACAACUGUUAACCCUAGAUACAUACUUAGGAAUUGGAUGGCAGAAUCAGCAGUGCAAAAAGCUCAUUUGAAUGAUUUCUCGGAGGUUCAUCUACUACAGCAGAUUUUACAACAUCCCUUCCAGAAACAGCAGGCUGCAGAGAAAGCAGGCUACUCCCUGCGGCCCCCAGUUUGGGCCAAGGAUCUUAAAGUAAGCUGCUCGUCCUGAGGGAAAUUUGAACAAGCAAGAAAACUGAUCAAGGUCAAAGCUCAGGCCUUCAAAUAGGAUUAAUGGAUCAAGCCACAGGAGCUUCUCUCCUUAUACUUUGUGGACUGGAAUCUACUGCUCUGCAAGAAAAGGUCUUGACCAAAUUUAUAAAGCCUAAAGAUUAAAGACCCCUAUGUAUGGUUGCAUCAGCAAAUUAUAUUGGCAUUUAUAACUCUACCUUUCAUAUUCAGUUGUGCAUUAAUUUGAGUCCCAGUAUUUAAGUUAUGUCACACUGUCACCCUUAACGUCUCAGAAUUCAUGGCUGAUCAGGUGGGUUUCAAUAUUUUAAUGUCUGGUCAGUUUAAAAUCCAUCUAAGUGAGUUUUAAUUAUACGUUAUUUUAAUUAAUGUUCUCCUUGCUGUUACACACUGUUCAAAUAUAAUUGUAUGCUGAAGACAUAAAUGUUCUUAAGUCUUUUGCAGAGUUGGAACAGAGGAUCACCUUACACUUAGAUCUGGCCACCUUUCCUCUUUUUGACCUUGUUUUGUCCCAUUAAACUGCCAACAAACAUUAAAGGAAAUUCAAUUUAAAUAGUGAGAAAAGGUGUCUGCUUGGGAGUGGCUUGCCCCAAAAUAAAUUUUGGUGUCUGUGCCAGUGUCAGGUGCCUAUCAAGCCUGGCUCACUACUCUUUGAAAGCGUACCUUUUGUUAUCAGUAGAGAGAUUGUUGGUACAUGGAUAUAAUGCCUAGGGAAAUUUUCACUGGUUGGACAUGGAAAAAGAAUUUCUUGGAAGUAUCUCACUAUGUAUGUAGUCGGGUCAAUAUGCUUUUUGUAUGCAACUACCUGAUACUGUAAGGGACUAACAGAAAUCUUGCAGGGAAAGUAUUUAAAAUUCAACUGAACCUGUUCCAUUGAAGUCCUCUGCGUAACAGAGACAGUAGUCUUUUGAGUCCUGGAUCUUAUUUAUCCUUGUUUGAUACUAAACAAAACUUAGUAUGUAAUUAAGCCAAAUCUAAUACAUAAGCAAUCAGGUCCAACGUUAUGCUAGAAAAUGUACAGCAAAAAUAACUGAUUUGGGGGUUUUGUUACUUCUUAAUGUUACCUUGUCUCUUCUCAAAUCCAAAAUGGAUUGAUCUGUUAUCUUCAAAUUUCUUGAGUGCCGCUUGAUUCUGAAAUAGAGGCUAUUAAGUGGUGUAAUUAACAUUUCACAAAUCUAUUUCUAGAAAUAUAAUUAAUGUGGAAAAAAUCUGUAUUAUUAUAAAUCUUCAGUGACUACAAAAUAUUUGAAUGCCUUUACUUCUUAACUAUAAUCAACACAAUUAUUCAGGAUGGUUUUCCCUCAGAUAUGCAACUGUUCAAAUAUAAAUACAGUUGUUCAUAUGUAAAUAGAAGUAUCAUAUGGUGAGAACAAGGUUUCUGAAAGUCCAGUCAGAAGAUUAAGCAAUUUACACAAGUUCAGCCUGGGUUAACUUUCCUUGUGCAGGUAGUAAAUGCUCUUCUGCCACCACUGGGAUUAGUGUUUGUGCUGGCAACACCUCCAGGUACGAGUGGGCUGCUGGGGAUGCCUGUAGAAGCCCUUCAGAAGCAGGCUGCACUCCCAACUGAUGGAAACAGUGGUGUUGAUGUCUCUUCUCAGAUAAUUGCAAGCAAAAUAGCGUGUUGUGAUGAAAUGUGUGAACAUCAAUGUUACCAGCUGCAGUGGAAUGAGGUGAUGACUUGAAGAUUAACAUAUUUGUGCCCACAUGGUAAAUACAGCAGCUUGGGCCCUGGUUUCCAAUUAGGUGAAAGGAAAGAAUCUCAUUUGUGUUGAAACAAACAUCUAGUAAGUUUCUUUUGUGUGGGGGCCAAACAUGGCUAAUGGAAUUUAACCUCAUGGAAUAAUUGCAUAAAUACAAAGCAUUUUUAUACUGCUUUUUUCUUCAAAGUGUUUUAUAAAUGUUAAAUCCUUUUAGUAACAGUAGUUAAUGGACCUCUGCUUCACCCAUAGUUAAAGGCAGAGAAAGCCUCCAGCAUUAUGAUACAAAACCAGAAUAUCCCCGAUGGGAGCUAUUUUACAAGCAGUGAUAUAUGUACUGCCCAGUGUGCUCAUUGUGAGGCUUUUCUCAGGUUCUUGAAAAACAUCUGAAAGAAUAAAGCAAGCCCUGAAAAUUGGUUUCACAUAUUCCUCUGACUGCAGAGAGUAGGUCAGCUACUUCUCUUCUCCAGUUCAUUCACAGACUCAGUCAUGCCCCCUUUCCUUGAUUUAUGUGAAAGCAAAUCUCCAUUUUUUCCCCCCUAGUUUUACCAUGCAGCGUACAUCAGCUGCUUUUAGAAAUGAUAGUCCAAUUUCAUGUCAGCGCUGAUUGCUAAUGGCAAACUGCCGUAGAAUAUUCUGCAAGACCAUGAGAAUUCAUAACUAUUAACGACACUGAAUCUCUUCUGUUCUGCAUGUUGCCCUCAAAAGGAAUAUACGUUUCCCAGUUACUGUGAGACUGUCAGCGAUAAGUCAUAAAUAGUUCUGUCCUGUAAUUUUGCCACAUUAUCAAGUUUCUACUUUGCCACUCUCAAAGUCCCUGACAAAUAGUGCGUGAAAAACACAUGGUUACCUCAACGCUACCUUUUAAUGGUGUUUUGUAAAAGUAGAGAAAUGAGCCCACAUCAUACUCAGCAUUUUGUACAACCUCCCUUUGCACUUCUAAGUUUUAAUCAUUAUGGUUUUUCAUGACGAUGUAAGCAUUAAUAUGCUGUUUCGUCAUGUAUUCCCUAAAAUCCUUGUCUUCCACCUGUGGUUCUGGAGUUGCAUCUUCCUUCAUGCUACAUAAUAAACACAGCAGUGAUGGAAGAGCUUAUGGGGAAUAAAAAUCCUGUGGCUGGUAAGCAAAAAGGCGUUUCUUUGUACUCUCAUCCUCUUUCUGUAGCAGAGGAUGGUUACGAGGGGCAGCAGUGUUGACCCUCUGCAUGUGGACCUCUCCAUGACUGUAACCUUUCUAACCCUAAGGAUGGUGUUUGCCCAAAGGAGGUCCUUUUUGGUAUCAGUGAUGCAAGAAUCUGAUGAAGAUGACAGCUACUGAGACUGCUUCCAUUUGAGGUAUGGAGAAGGGUUGAAAAUAGCAUGCUGCAAUUUAAGGUAUUUUCAGGCUAAAAUACUGUAAUCUCUAGUAACAAACAUACUACUGCAAUCUACAGGAAUAAGGUUUCAUAUGGCAAUAGGUUAGAUGUGGAAGGAUUCAUUUCUGGUUUUUAUAAAUGCUUUGAUUUACAGUCUUGGAAAGGAAGAUCUUUCUGUAUUUUGCAGCAUAAUUUUUGUACUGAAUAAAGCCAGAUAAUUGUGUAUCAUUAA